UUUGCAGCGAACAGGGAAGGAAGCUCUUCAGAUUUCAUUCCAUCGAACAACGCGGAAGCCAUGUUGACCACAUUUUGCCCACAAGGCGCGCGUCAAACGUUUCACUUGACCACCUUGACGUAGGAGACUUUUGGUUUGGCGCUGAUUGACAGGUGCCGCCUCGGUCAUGGCGGAGGCGGGCGCUCAUCUCACCUCCGGCGCCGUGCGGGAGCAGCCGUCCAUCUUUGAGCUUCUGGCUCAGGAGUCUCUGAUGGAGGCGGUGAAGCCGGCGCUCAGGCACGCCGUCAAGGUUCUCGCGGAGUCGAACCCGCGGCGCUUCGGUUUCCUGUGGCGAGGCUUUGACGAGUUCCACCUCCUGCUGGACGUCCUGCUGCAGCGCCACUUCCUAUCCCGCUGGAGCGCCUCCUUCUCCGAGAACUUCUACGGUCUGAAAAGGGUUUCGGCGGGGCGGGGCCUUCCCGUCGGCCCCCGGGCCCGUUGGCGCUCGCUCCUUCUCCUGUGCCUGGCGCCGUACUUGCGGGCCAAGCUGGAGGCCGUGUUUGCGAGGCAGAGGGAGGAGGAGGACUUCUCCAUACGGCUGGCGCAGAGCAGGACCCGGAGGCUGUGCCGGGCCGCCGUGGCGGCCUACCCGUACGUCAACGCCGCCUGGCGGGCCUGGAUCUUUUGCCAGCGGCUGCUUUUCGUCUUCGGGGCGGUGCGCGCCCACCAUCCUUCGCUGUGGCUGGCGAGGGUCCGUCUGGCCCGACUCGACCGGCGAGAUAUCCGAGAGAUGGAGCUGAAAGCCAACCGGAUGGGAAGCCCGCUCGGCAACAGCGUGUUGCGGCGGGCGUGGUGGCUGAUGUCACAAGCUGCCAGGGGUGUGGCCGUCUCCCUUUCCACCUCCCUCUCGCUGGGGGUGUUCUUCUUGCAGUUCCUGGAGUGGUGGUACUCCUCCGACAACCGGGCUGUCGUGAAGAGCCUCACGUCCCUCCCCGCGCCCCCGCCCCCUCUCCACCUACACACGGACCGCAUCCGGGAGGAGGGCGGCCGCGACGCAGCGGCGGCGGCGGACGCGUGGCACUGUCCGCUGUGCAGGAGGCUUCGCGUCAACGCCGCGGCGCUGUCCACCUCGGGCUUCGUCUUCUGCUACCGCUGCAUCUACUUGUACGUGAAAGCCAAGCGCCGUUGUCCGCUCACCGGCUACCCGACUGAACUGCAGCACCUCAUCAAGAUCUACUCGCCGGACACUUGAAGCGCACUUCCUGCAACGUCAUCACUAUGCGGUAGACAACAUCUUGCCGCCAGGGGGUGCUGGAGCACGUCGGCAUCAACAGGGACGAGGGGGCCGACUGCUCCCAGACCUGGCACACAUUGCUUCAGUGGCGGGGGGUUUUUCGAACCGCUCGGCUGUUUUUAAGACACGUGACCAGGAAGUAGUGACUGCUCAGAUGAAGGCGAAACUGUCAGCCAGGUAAAUAGUUUUUCCUCUUUGCGUCCGUCAGUGAACUGCUUUAUUGAGUUUCCGGACAAGUUUAACACCAGGCCCACUUUAAAAAAAAAAACAACAACAACAAAGAAAGAAAG
Hippocampus zosterae (dwarf seahorse) is the source of this 1563-nucleotide messenger RNA. RefSeq names its product peroxisomal biogenesis factor 12 (gene pex12). Bases 167 to 1231 code for a protein of 354 amino acids. Gene Ontology annotation, cellular component: peroxisomal membrane; peroxisomal importomer complex. Lineage: Eukaryota; Metazoa; Chordata; Actinopteri; Syngnathiformes; Syngnathidae. The record is from RefSeq and is a predicted model, not a curated record. The transcript is spliced from 3 exons. Gene Ontology annotation, biological process: protein import into peroxisome matrix; protein monoubiquitination. Gene Ontology annotation, molecular function: ubiquitin-protein transferase activity; zinc ion binding; protein binding.